Molecule: messenger RNA, 1026 nt
Organism: Plasmodium gonderi
Lineage: Eukaryota; Apicomplexa; Aconoidasida; Haemosporida; Plasmodiidae
Product: cAMP-dependent protein kinase catalytic subunit
Exons: 5
Coding region: 1-1026 (341 amino acids)
Biological process (GO): peptidyl-serine phosphorylation; signal transduction
Cellular component (GO): cAMP-dependent protein kinase complex
Molecular function (GO): ATP binding; cAMP-dependent protein kinase activity
Source: RefSeq, a predicted model, not a curated record
AUGAUUCAAUUUCUGAAAAAUUUACAGCUUCAUAAGAAGAAGGAUAGUGAUAGUACUAAAGAGCCGAAGAGAAAGGGUAAAAUGAAAUAUGAUGACUUUAACUUUAUUCGCACGCUUGGUACAGGUUCGUUUGGACGAGUAAUUCUUGCGACACACAAAAAUGAAGACUUACCCCCUGUGGCAAUAAAGAGAUUCGAAAAAAGCAAAAUAAUAAAACAGAAGCAAGUCGAUCAUGUAUUUUCUGAGAGGAAGAUACUGAACUAUAUAAACCACCCAUUCUGUGUGAAUUUAUAUGGAUCUUUCAAGGAUGAGUCUUACUUAUAUUUAGUGCUAGAAUUUGUAAUUGGUGGUGAAUUUUUUACCUUUUUGAGAAGAAAUAAACGAUUUCCAAAUGAUGUAGGAUGUUUUUAUGCAGCACAAAUAGUCUUGAUAUUUGAGUACCUUCAAAGUUUGAAUAUUGUCUAUAGAGACCUAAAGCCAGAAAAUCUACUUCUCGAUAAGGAUGGAUUCAUAAAGAUGACAGACUUUGGAUUUGCAAAGGUUGUAGACACACGAACAUACACCUUGUGUGGAACACCAGAGUACAUUGCUCCUGAAAUUCUUCUAAACAUAGGACACGGAAAGGCGGCAGACUGGUGGACCCUAGGGAUUUUCAUUUACGAAAUUUUAGUUGGAUGCCCCCCAUUUUAUGCAAACGAGCCUCUUCUUAUUUAUCAAAAAAUUUUGGAGGGCAUAAUUUAUUUUCCCAAAUUUUUGGACAGCAAUUGUAAACACCUUAUGAAGAAAUUGCUAUCUCAUGAUUUGACAAAACGUUAUGGGAACUUAAAAAAGGGGGCCCAGAAUGUUAAGGAACAUCCUUGGUUUGGUAAUAUUGAUUGGGUUAAUUUAUUGAAUAAAAAUGUAGAUGUUCCGUACAAGCCGAAAUAUAAAAAUAUUUUCGAUUCUUCAAAUUUUGAAAGAGUACAAGAAGAUUUAACAAUAGCAGAUAAAAUUACAAAUGAAAAUGAUCCUUUUUUCGAUUGGUAA